Messenger RNA from Branchiostoma floridae (Florida lancelet), 1758 nucleotides. Its product is annotated as kyphoscoliosis peptidase-like. The coding region runs from base 1 to 1758 and encodes 585 amino acids. The transcript is spliced from 3 exons. Lineage: Eukaryota; Metazoa; Chordata; Leptocardii; Amphioxiformes; Branchiostomatidae. The record is from RefSeq and is a predicted model, not a curated record.
AUGGGCUGUUCUUGUUCAAAAUCGAGGAAGGUGGGCGUCGUUGGAGAGCGACGCCCGAUAAGAGUCAUCUCGAAUGAAGAUUCAACAGGUCUUAUGGUGCAAAACAACGACAGAGCUGAUGCCAUAAAAGUGGAGAAGAGAACCCUGGCACCCCGUAAAAAGAAAGACCUCAUCCCUGACGUCAAAGUGUUCAAAGACUUGGACGAACGCGCAGUUCAGGGUCCCGAGGGCCAUGCUACCAUCAAGGAGCUAGUCCUCUACCUAAUCAAGACUGCCAAAACGCCUCUGGAAAAGGCACGGAUCCUGUUCCGCUGGGUGACGUCACACAUCCAGUAUGACGUAGUGUCCUACGUCACCGGUGGUCCCGAAGAAGUCGGGCCGGAAGGCGUGUUCAGGAAGAGGAUGUCGGUGUGUCAGGGCUACGCGGAUCUGUACAAGAACAUGUGCAGAUUGGCUGAAGUGAAUUGCGUCACCAUCAGUGGCCGUUCUAAAGGUGGGUCUUACAGAGUGGGCGAUAAGUUCGGUCCUGGUUCUGACCAUGCGUGGAACGCAGUGGAGAUAGACGGGAGGUGGUACCUGCUGGACUGCACCUGGGCCGCCGGAAACACUGACCUUCAGAAGAGGACCUUUGAGUUCAAGUAUAAUGAGCACUACUUUUUUACUGAUCCAGAAGUGUUCAUCACGGACCACCAUCCAAUGGACAAUCAAUGGCAACUGUUAAAAGAGCCAGUGUCCCUUGACAUUUUUGAAAACCAAGUGCGUUUUGAGACCUCAUUUUUCAAACUCGGCCUUUUGCCUAAGUUUCUGAGUCACACCAUGAGCCCAGUUUGUACACAAAAUGGAGAAGCGACCAUUUCUAUCAAAAUCCCUGAACCAAUGGCCUUUAUGUGCCAUUUUUAUCCAUCUGAUGGCGGAUAUGCUCAGAAUGAAAACGUACUGCACGAAAUCGUUGAUAACGUGGCCAUGUUCAAAGUGGCACCAGCUCAAAAGGGACGUUUCAUGUUGCAAAUAUUUGGCAAACUUGGUACUGCCACUGGGCAACAAAACCAAAUCUGCUCGUACAUAAUUGACAGUGCAGGUCCAAUGACUGGCUACUUGCCGUUUCCGCGAUUGAAAACCUCUACAUGGGGUCCUGGUCCAUGGCUCCUUGACCGGUUCAUUUCUGAUAUCAGUCAUCCUAAAGCCAUUAUCACACUCGAUGAAGGAGAUACAAAGCUAACCUUCACGGCCACACGCCUCCUUCACUACAAGUGCGACAUAAAAGAAGAUAUAAUAGAUGAAAACAUGUACCGCAUUUGGGAUAGUCAUGCAUUUUUCGAAGUAGACUGUCAGACAGUUAGCGUCUACGCCAGAGCACCUAAAAUGGGCCAGUUCAUUCUCACAAUCUGGGCAAAAGAAGAAACAGACCAGAAGUAUAGCAAGUGCAUUAACUACCUACUUAAAAGUGAUAAAUGUAAAGCCCAUGUUUCUCCUUACCCCAAGACAUUCAACAAUUGGACAAACGGUUGCCGUCUGUACGAGCCAUUGGAUGGUCGUCUUGCCGCAAACCGGCGCGUUCAUUUCCGGGUCGUCUACCCAAAUGCGGUAGAAGUUGUCGUAAUUGCCACCGGCAAGUGGCACAAACUUGCCAGAAAUGCAGACGGCUCAUGGGAAGGCGAUGCCGACACUGGAGAACAAGGUAAUAUUCUCAAGGUGUCAGCAAAGAUGCCAGGUGACACACAGUACUGGACAGUGCUUCAGUAUGAAGUCAUGGCAUAG